Pocillopora damicornis (cauliflower coral) is the source of this 2518-nucleotide messenger RNA. Its product is annotated as trehalase. Gene Ontology annotation, biological process: trehalose catabolic process. Lineage: Eukaryota; Metazoa; Cnidaria; Anthozoa; Scleractinia; Pocilloporidae. The record is from RefSeq and is a predicted model, not a curated record. Gene Ontology annotation, molecular function: alpha,alpha-trehalase activity.
AUGGAGGCGUGGGGCUUUAUUCUUCAGCUCUCUUUUCUAGCCCUUAGUAUGAAGGGAAUUAAUGCCGAGAAACCUGCUUGCAACAGCGAGAUAUUCUGCCGCGGCGAUCUUCUUCACACCGUUCAAAUGGCUCGUAUUUUUAACGACUCCAAGACGUUUGUUGAUAUGAGACUCCAGAGUGACGAAGCGGACGUUUUGCAGGCAUUCAAGGCUCUUGGACCAUCGGCUAACAUAUCGAAAGAACAAGUGAUCAAGUUUGUGAAUGAAAAUUUUCAUCACGUAGGACAUGAUUUGCAACAGUGGACUCCACUCGACUGGCGAGAAAAUCCCGCUUUUAUUGAUCACAUAAAGGACAAGAACUUGAAGACCUUUGCAUCGAAGCUCAAUGAGUUAUGGAAGAAGCUGGGAAGAAAGAUAACUGACGAAGCGCGAAUGUACCCCGCGCGAUCUUCUUUGAUUUUAGUGGCAAAUCCAUUUGUUGUUCCUGGUGGUAGAUUUCGAGAAUAUUAUUACUGGGACUCGUACUGGGUUGUAAAUGGUUUACUCGUUUGCGGCAUGAAAGACACUGUCAAAGGAAUGAUUGACAACUUCAUUCAGCUGGUUAACACCUUCGGGUUUGUUCCAAAUGGGGGUCGCAUUUACUACACAAAUCGAAGCCAGCCUCCAUUUCUAAUCCCAAUUGUGGGCCUUUAUCUCAACAAAACUGGCGAUGUAGACUAUGUGAAGUCCAUUUUGAAUGCCCUGGAGAAAGAAUACACAUUUUGGAGGAAAAAUCGCACUGUUGAAGUUGAAUUGUCUUCUGGAAAAUAUAAGCUGUCCAUCUACGCUGCAAACAUGAACACCCCAAGACCGGAGUCUUAUUAUGAAGAUAUUCACACUGCUCAAGAAGUACCUGAAGACGCCAGAUCAACUCUGUUCCAAGACAUAGCAUCCGCUGCCGAGAGUGGCUGGGAUUUCUCGACCCGAUGGUUUAACCAUACUGAUUACAAGAGGGGGUCCCUCAGUAGUACCCGGACAAGGCAGAUCAUACCCACAGAUUUGAACAGUAUUCUCUAUGCUUGCGAGAAUCUACUGGAAAAGUUCUUUCGUAUGACCGGAAACACUGCUAAAGCAGAUGAGUAUAAAAGCUUCUCGGAGGCCCGUGCAGCUGCUAUAGAAGCUGUAUUAUGGGACGAAAAGGGACUAUGGCUUGACUACGAUCGGCAAUUGAAGAAAAGAAGGGGUGAUUUUUAUGCGUCAAGCGUGGUUCCACUCUGGGCUGGGGUUAUUCGGGGCAACAUUUCAAGAGAGAUGAUAGUUCUGAGGACGCUCAAGAGACUUAGAGUCCUCGAUUACCCUGGGGGUCUCCCCACCUCGUUGUUCUCAUCAGGUCAGCAAUGGGAUUUUCCAAAUGCAUGGCCACCCUUGCAACAUAUGCUUAUUGCAGGUCUUGCAGAAUCAAACGGCGAAGGGAUGAAACAGGAAGCCUUGAAUUUCGCUCAGAAGUGGAUCACUACCAACUACAAGGCGUGGCGUGCUACCAGUCAUAUGUUUGAGAAAUUCAACGUGAGCGUUCAAGGUGCCCCAGGGGGCGGGGGUGAGUAUGAUAUUCAAGUCGGGUUUGGUUGGACCAUUGGAGUCAUUCUAGACCUGUUACAACGAUACCCAGACGAGUUGGUCAGCGGACAAGCGCACACAACACUUGUUAGAAAUCCACCACCAAAAGCCAGCGGAUAUCUGGUAGCGGCAACCAACACCUUUCUUAUUUGCAGUAUUGUUUUGAUAGUAUUUGGAAUCUAGUCUCGUACCCACACGGUUACACGGUAGGAUCUGGGUAUGAUACGAGAUUAUUUAGAAACUAAGGUACCUCUGUCACACCUCAAUUUUUCCUGACGUGACAGAUGUCACGCAAGAGUCAUAAUAUAGGCUUCGUAGACAAUUAGAUAGACUUUCAAACCUCAUUUAACAUACUCGUUCCAUAUCAAACGAUUAUGUCAAUUACAACGGUAUUUAGCAUUUUUGUUACAUUGUGGUUUAGAAGUGUAAACUUAUUAGGGUCAGGUUUCAAUAAUAAAGGGGAGGGUAGGGUAGGGGAUAGUCGCUGGGAUGGAGGAAACCCUCGAGUGACCGAGUCGGAAUUGGUUUAUUUCUAAAUUUGAUAGAUUGAGAACUUCUGUGCCUGUUUUAUGGACCAAUCAAAUUAUGAUGUAGAGCAAUACUAAAAGCUAUCGGAUUUCUUUCGAUACAGUUGAAAAAAGCUCUAUCUAUCUUUCUCUUUUAACUUCGGGUUGACGAAAGUACCCUGGAUUAUGUAGAGGGUGCGAGAAAUUCCAGAAAAAUAAUUCAAAUGAGAAGUUUGCUCUUCAUUUACAUGCGUAAACAUUCAUGUUACAGAGUAAACUGACCAUGAUUUCUAGAAAUUAAUCACUAGGAAAAAUUUAGGGCUAAAAACAUUUUAUGAAUGUACAGCAUAUGGAACUGCUUGACACUUUACUCUUUAACUUUGACCUUCGAAUCGGAUUAAGUAAAAAGUCAAGAU